GCGAGACGCUUAACAUGGCGCGGUGCUUGCUACUUUAGUGGCUUCUGAAGCUAACGUCCAUAGCAUAUUAAUACCUUUUUAUUUUGUCAUAAGAACGCAUCUGAAUGUGUUCUAGUUCUUGGAGCUGGUAGAUGGAUAUAACGUAACAAGGACUAGUAUUCGAUUUCCCUACAUUUUUCUUGUCUGUGCAGAUUAAAACACUUUAGUCCUACAGGUUAGCAUCUCUGCUAACGUGCAUUAAGCUAGCUUGGAGUUAGACACGCUCUUUUUUUGAGGACAUUCAUGGCUUUCUAUGAAGCGUACUCCCAUCCGGCUGUAAUACGUUACAAAACCAGCGUGUGUACAAAGGCGACUUUGUUCCUGGUUGUUGUUUUGUGUCUCACCUACAUCUCACCUCUGCUGGUCGCUUACAGAAGUCAAGGUUUCUGGAUAAAACACAGCACUUAUGAAGAACAGCCAGUUGUGAGGUUCCAGUACCAGACUCUGCUGGUGGCAGCGACCAGUACUGGAGGACACUAUGUCGCCUGGAGCACCUUUUCCCAUCUCAACAACAUGCUCGGAGCUAACCUGCGGAUCCCAUCUGUGUCUGUGAGAGAGGAGGACCUGAACCAGGAUGGGAAGCUGGACCGUUUGAUCUUUCGGCUGCAGCUUCCUCUGAAAGCUGAUGAGCAGGUUUACAGCGUUCAGCUGCUGCUCACCUUCAGCUACCAGCUCUUUCGGAUGUCCACCGUAGUGAUGCAGAGCCUGGCCUUUGUGCAGCACGCCUCUCCCGUCCCCGCCGCCAAGCUGCUCAUCAGCGGCGACCUGAGGCUGCAGCAGAGGACGCCGCUGCCCCACCGGGGCCUGCACGACAUUUACAACGUGUCAGUGAUCGAUGAGUUCAGUCCUUUUGCGAGUACGUACGACCUCGAAAACAUUAUCAGGAGCUACCAGGAGAGAAACUUGACAACGGUGCUGUCCUGUCCCACACCGGUGUGGACCGUGGGACGAGCUGUGGGUUCCCCCUUUGAGCUUAAUGCUGAAGUCCGUUUCUGGGAAACCAUCAAGUUUGCCUGGAUUCAGUACGUCAGCAUCCUUCUCAUCUUCCUCUGGGUCUUUGAACGCAUCCAGAGAUUUGUUUUUCAGAACCAGGUUCUAAGGACCGUGCCCAUACCGGUGGGGAAGCCUCACCUGUCGUGA
Molecule: messenger RNA, 1179 nt
Organism: Menidia menidia (Atlantic silverside)
Lineage: Eukaryota; Metazoa; Chordata; Actinopteri; Atheriniformes; Atherinopsidae
Source: the annotation of a GenBank genome assembly